Messenger RNA from Colletotrichum truncatum, 1197 nucleotides. RefSeq names its product glycosyl hydrolase family 16 protein. Lineage: Eukaryota; Fungi; Ascomycota; Sordariomycetes; Glomerellales; Glomerellaceae. Gene Ontology annotation, biological process: carbohydrate metabolic process; fungal-type cell wall organization. Gene Ontology annotation, cellular component: fungal-type cell wall. Gene Ontology annotation, molecular function: glycosyltransferase activity; hydrolase activity, hydrolyzing O-glycosyl compounds. The record is from RefSeq and is a predicted model, not a curated record.
AUGAAGUUUACAGCCCUCACUCUGGCCGUCGCCGGCCUGGCUUCUGCGCAGACUUGGUCGUUGUGCAACCCCGUUAAAGGAGACACUUGCCCUGCAAACCCAGCUUUCGGUGGUGAUGCCAGCUAUGACUUCCGUAACGCGGCCAAGAUUGACGAUCUGGAGUCAUUCUUCAUCGUCGAUGGUGGUGUCAAGUACAACCCCAAGGUCAUGACAUUCUCCAAGGACACAGGCGCAAAGAUGAUCAUCUUUGAAGAAAACAACGCCCCCACCCUCACCUCCAAGAAUUACAUCUUCUUUGGCAAGGUCGAAGUCGAGCUCCAAGCCGCUCCCGGCCAGGGUAUCGUCACCAGUAUCGUACUCCAGUCCGACGCUCUGGAUGAGAUCGACUGGGAAUUCGUCGGCGCCGACCAGGCCCGCGUCCAAACCAACUUCUACGCCCUUGGUGUCAACGACUACACCCGUGCCAGGUACUACGAGGUUCCCUUCAACCCCAUGACCUCGAUACACACGUACACCAUCGAGUGGACCAAGGAGGCCAUCGUCUUCUCCAUUGACGGCAAGGUGUACCGCACCGCCACCCCUGCCGAGGGCAACUACCCGCAGACGCCCAUGCAGCUGAAGCUUGGAACCUGGGUCGGUGGCAAGGGUGAUGCUCAGGGCACUAUCGACUGGGCUGGUGGUCUCGCACAAUGGGACCAGGCUCCUUUCGCCGCUUAUUACCGCUCUCUUAAGAUCUCGGACUACGCUGGCGGUGACAAGGCCGGUGCCACCUCUUACGAAUACAAGAAGGGCUCCGACGGCAAGUGGCAGAGCAUCCGCGUCAACGGCGUCGGCGAGAAGAAGGGAGGCUCCGACGGUGUUUACAAGGAGCAGCCCAGCGCCGAGUCCACGGGCUCCGUUGCACCCACCACUGGAUCUGCUACCAAGGCCGCUUCCACUGCCAGCAGUUCUCCCAGUGUUUCCUCGCCUCCUGUUAUCGCCGACAGCAAAUCCACGACGACUGCCGCCGUCAACGCGACGCUUGUGACAAGACUGACCAGCAAGGCCGAGUCGGCUACUGGAUCCGUCCACGCCCAGACCACUCUUCCCAGUGCCUCCGCCAGACCCACCGAGCCGGCACCUGCUGCUGCUUCUUCUGUUCAAGGAAGCGUCUUCAUUGCUGGUGUCGCCGCCUUCUUUGCCGCCAUGAUGCUAUAG